This is a messenger RNA of Sungouiella intermedia, 2589 nucleotides long. The record is from the annotation of a GenBank genome assembly. NCBI's taxonomy places the organism in Eukaryota, Fungi, Ascomycota, Pichiomycetes, Serinales, Metschnikowiaceae.
AUGACAUUCCCCAUACUUCCACAAGUAUCUUCGAAAGGAGAAAUUUCAAAUUUGGCCGUUGUGGGUAAGGCUCUACUUCCCUUUUCAGCUAUAAAACCACAGAAGCACGUGCUUAAUGAUUACCCUUCCUCCGUUGAUAUCUAUGUUGAAGCUGCUAAUGAAGGAACUGCCCAAGUUGACGAUUUUGUGAAAUUACUCAAUGUCGGAGUCAAGCAGCUUUUCGUUUCUGCUGAACAAUUUGCCUCAGCUAUCGAGGCUGGUCUUCCUUCCUCUAGAUUUGCUGUGGAGGUCACCGAAGUUACUUCUGAAAUUCUUGAUACGAAAGCCUCAAUCGUUUUGUCGCAAGAAGUUGAUGGUGAGACGCUCAAAAAGAUCAGCUCUGAUGGAAACAGACCUAUUUACUAUAAGGGCGCCGUUACCCAGGCUUCUGCCGAGAAAUUAGCCCUGUUGGGUCUCAUUGUCGUUGCUCCAGCCUCCCAAUUGACUACUGCCACUGAAUCGUCUGAUAAGAUCGCCAUUUCUAGUGUUUUUGUGUCAACCUUGACUACUGACAGACCUGAUGGUCUCUACACCACGUUGAUCACCACGCCUGCUCCAUCAUACACGGCGUUGGGUGUGGUUUAUUCAUCAGAUGCCUCCAUCAAGGCAGCUAUUGCCGAGGGUGAAGGUGUGUACCAAUCUAGAAAGAGAAAGGAGGAGUUGUGGUACAAGGGCAAGACUUCCGGGGCCACGCAGAAGCUUGUCAAGUUGGAGAAGGAUUGUGACAGCGAUUUAGUCAAGUUUAUCGUUGACCCCAGACCAGGAUACGGCUUCUGUCACUUGUCCAACAACUUUACCUGUUUCCAAGAUGGAGACUUGACCGAAUCUGCAGAAACUUUUGGAAGCGGAUUGGCCAAGUUGGAUGCUACUUUGGCAGACAGAGUGGAGAAUGCUCCGGCUGGGCUGUACACCAAAAGACUUUUCGAUGACGAGAAGCUUUUGGUGGCCAAGAUGAAGGAAGAAUUGGACGAAUUGAUCGAGGCAGGUCAGUCCAACGACAAAAAUGAGAUCGCAUGGGAAGCUGGUGAUUUGUUGUACUUUGUACUUGCUUACUGUGUGAAGAACGGUGUCAGAUUGGCUGAUAUCGAGAGAGAGUUAGACCUCAAGAGUCUUAAGGUGACCCGCAGAAAGGGAGAUGCUAAACCACAGUACGAGGAAAAGAAGCCAGAAGAGAAGCAGCCAGUGAAGACUGAAGAAGCCACCCAGACUAAUUCUCUCGAAACUUACCAGAUGGAAGUGAUUCGUGCAGAUUCAUCCUCCUCGAAGGACAUUCAACGUGCAUUGACCAGGCCAGUGCAGAAGACCUCCGAUAUCAUGAAGUUGGUGCUUCCAAUUGUCCAGCAGGUUCAAAAGGACGGUGACAAGGCCCUUGUUGCACUCACCGAGAAGUUUGAUGGCGUCAAGUUGGAGUCUCCAGUUCUUAAGGCCCCAUUCCCAGCUGACCUCAUGGACAUCACCGAGGACAUGAAGCAGGCUAUUGAUUUGUCCAUGAGCAACAUCGAAAAGUUUCACAGAGCACAGUUGCCCAAGGAAGAGGUAAUGACUGUAGAGACUUCUCCUGGAGUUUUCUGUUCUCGUUUUGCCAAACCCAUCGAGAACGUCGGACUUUAUGUUCCAGGAGGUACUGCCGUGUUGCCAUCUACCGCCAUGAUGUUGGGAGUGCCUGCUAAGGUGGCUGGGUGCAACAACAUUGUCAUUGCUUCGCCUCCUGCUCGUGCUACUGGUAAGUUGACUCCGGAAGUUGUCUAUGUUGCACACAAGUUGGGUGCCAGUGCUAUUGUCAUGGCUGGAGGUGCCCAGGCUGUCACUGCCAUGGCAUACGGAACUGAAUCCGUUGUCAAGUGUGACAAGAUCUUGGGUCCUGGUAACCAGUUCGUCACCGCAGCCAAGAUGUAUGUUCAGAACGAUACCCAGGCCUUGUGCUCCAUCGACAUGCCUGCUGGACCUUCAGAGGUAUUGGUGAUUGCCGAUGGAACUGCUGAUGCUGACUUUGUGGCUAGUGACUUGUUGUCGCAGGCCGAGCACGGAAUUGACUCUCAAGUGAUCUUGAUAGGUGUGGAUCUUACACAAGAAAAGAUCAAUGAGUUCGACGAAGCAGUGCGCAGACAGGCGUCUGUGCUCCCAAGAAAGGAGAUCGUGGCCAAGUGUUUGGCUCACUCGUACACUUUGUUGGUCAAGGACUACGAAGAGGCAUUUAAGUUGAGCAACCAGUAUGCUCCAGAACACUUGAUUUUGCAAAUUGAGAACGCCGAGUCGUAUGUCCCAUCACACAUCGAGAACGCUGGUUCGGUCUUUGUUGGAGCCUUGUCUCCUGAGUCUUGUGGAGACUACUCCAGUGGAACUAAUCACACACUUCCUACUUAUGGAUAUGCCAGACAAUAUUCUGGGGUGAACACUGCCACGUUCCAGAAGUUCAUCACGUCGCAGAACGUCACCGAGGAGGGUUUGCGCAGCAUAGGUAAGGCGGUGAUGACUUUGGCUGCCGUGGAAGGCUUGGAGGCUCACAGAAACGCCGUUCAGGUGAGAAUGGACAAGCUUGGAUUGCACUAA